Messenger RNA from Dermacentor andersoni, 6474 nucleotides. RefSeq names its product beta-mannosidase-like. Gene Ontology annotation, molecular function: beta-mannosidase activity. Gene Ontology annotation, biological process: glycoprotein catabolic process. The record is from RefSeq and is a predicted model, not a curated record. NCBI's taxonomy places the organism in Eukaryota, Metazoa, Arthropoda, Arachnida, Ixodida, Ixodidae.
CUGACCGUCAGCAUAAAUAACAGUACACUGCGGCCACUUCAAAAUAGAAGAUCGUUUUAUUUGAAGCCUGGAACGGGAGAAUUACACUCGUUGCAAGCCUAAUGAAAACGAAAAGAACACAACAGGGCAGAAAUUGGCUGGCGCUGUAGGAUACGGAGUGGGGAUAUCCGGUUUCCUCCUUGUUGCACGGGCAGGCCUAAUGUACACGCGAUGUAAUUAUGCGCGACAGCAGCGGAGCCAUGUUUUCGUGGACAUCGCGGCACACACAAGCUAAGCUCACACAAAACUGAUAUGUUUCUUCUAUUCCCCGCGCCUCCCCUCACGGUGGUCACGUGGUGCCCGUCUGCUCAGCGGCAUGGACGAAAGAAAGAGGGAAAAAAUGUAAUUGUGCACCACGACAAAACUCUUUAGACACGAAAUGUACAGAAAACCAAAGAACAACGAAACACUGUAAUCCUGCACACUUUGUGCUUGAGAAUAUAGGGAACACAACUUUACGGCUCGAUGAAUGAAAAAAAAAAAACAUGAUUUUCAAAUUAUGAAUCUUUAUCAUCUUAAGAAUCAGAGGCCACAUUGUGCAGAUUAUUGCGAAACAUAUUCUUCUGGAUGUCGUUACGUAACAGACACAAUAACAAGACGCUAGACGACAUAAAAUGACUACAUCGUGGCAAGAGCUUUUAGCUGUUAAACAAACGUCAAAUUUUUAUGCGGUAUGAUUAACCACUGCAGCACCAACACGCAUAGAAAACAGUGUGCGGAAAAGAGUUUCAAUUUUUCUUUCCACGUUUAAGUUGACAAUGCGUGUUUCCACAAAUAUACGUGGCAUGGCAACGUCCGAAAGUGCCGAUUGCUUCGGUAUGUUUGGUAUGUUUUGGUGGCAUUUGUGGUGCACUAGGAGCAAAUAAAUAUGUUAUAGUGAGCUUUCAAAGUGGACGUAUGUACAACAUGCGCGUCUGAUUUCUAGCGUGCCUUGCGUGAUCAACAGUGCGAAAGUCUGGGUACUUCGGCAGAAAGAAACUGUAAGCUUUUUUUGUGCGACGAUGCUAUUUCUCGCUCCAAAAAUAGUAUCACUGAACUCUUUCCGCGUGUUUUUGGAGAGAGUGUUCUCUGCUCGUAUCGUGAGUAUUGUCGAACCUUUAACUCAAACGCGGCGCUCUUUUUUCAGACUCUGGGAUUUAUGAUGACGUUAGUCUUACUCUCAACGCAGAGAUGGCGCCACUGCAAGGUACCAUCGGUAGAAGACCAUUGACGUUUGGGUGCAGAGUCACUUUCUUCUUUUGGUUGCGCUAUUAUUAUUAUUAUUAUUAUUAUUAUUAUUAUUUGGUUUUGUUUGUAACAAGUUUAGCAAGACGAAAACUAAGCAGCUUGUUCAAUUAAAGCUGCUUUAAGAAUUUUUCGACGCCGGUUCUGUGUAUCGAGCCGAAAGUCCAGCAACAGCUCCCUCCAAUUCCUUGGAAGGAGCUUACUUAACCACGCGAUGAAUAUUGCCGCAUAAAUGCGGGUCAGGGGCGAGAACCCUCCCUGAGUUACUCUCGCAACAAAUUGCGCAAUACGCUAACUUUUCUGGAGUGAUGUUUGUGGGUUGAGGGCGCUAAUACGAAUGUCAAUGGAAACGACGUAAUUAGCGAUUACGGAAACAGCGACAGUUAGAAUGUUACUACGGCGGUCAGUACAUAGAUUCACUUCUGCCUGUGGAGCCAGUUAUUUAAGCCUGUCAAGUAUGAGGUUGAAGAGACAGAAUCAGUACACGUACUUAUUAUGAGCCAAUUGGGGAGGUUGGAAGUACUGAAAGAUCUUCAGCAAAAAUUUGUUGAUAUUAACAGCUGCAUUCAUCUCCGGUACCGGCCUGAGCGGACCUUAGUUAAUGCGGAUCGAUGCAAUGCAGUGCAUCAAAAAAAAAAAAAAAAAUGAAACUUACAGUAAAGCUCAAGUCAGUUUCAUAGUAACUAAUGCGGGGUUAACUACUUCUUGCUUUUAUGAAACGAAUGACCACAAGGAUCUUGCUUAAACCAUAAUUGCUGAUUCUGGAGCAUGACAACGUGACAGAACAGAAGCGUACUUACGCACGCUCUCUAUCUCUGAGCGUACAGGCUCGGCUGUUUGCGUUGAGAAUAUGCUCCAUAAAGGAGCGAUACGGCUGCGGCUGUCGCGAAGCAAAGCUGAAACACAGCGGGUCGGCACGAUUAGCGGAGCACUGUUUGAGCGUGUCACGCUUUUGUGGCGGCACGCUUUUCGAUGCCAUCAGCUCGGACAACCGAGCCGGCCCAUAACUUUCGAGACUGACUGCCAUUACUGGUGCGCUUGAAAAGCGAACGGCGCAAGCCGCGCGAUGCCGAUAAACCCUAGACAGCGGCAGCUUCGAUCCCGGCAUUGUUAAGUAACCGACGCCAACAAUGCUUUUAUCGAGCUUCUGUUCGCGCACCGAGGAACAAUGGGGGCCCCGUACGGAUAAGCGCCGUCUUCGCGGCGGCGAAGUGAAAUACGCGCGCGUCAGAACGAGGCGAGCGACGUUGGUGUUUUCAAAGGUGUCUGUGUGUGUGAGAGAGGGAAGAUGGGUAACUGGCGAGGGAGUAAUCUUCGAGGUCGACUUCACUGGGUCGAAAGAAGACGCGAGCCUUGACGGUUCCGAUAUCUGCCUUCAUCCAACGUGCAAGUCCGGACGGAUCCCCCUUCUGUAGCAACUUUCCGUGUUUGAAGCAACACAUGACCCAGCUAGUUAGAAACAGGGAAUAAAGAGCCGCCGCCGGCGAUAACUAGCCAUGGCUACGAUCCGGCACAAAUUGGCCUUCGGCUUUUCUCUACUGUUUUCCUGUUGCUGCGUUGCCAAGGCGGUGGUCACGUUCUCGCUCGACGGGCAGUGGACAGCCGUGAAUGCCAACAAAUCCAUAAAAAUUUCCUCCACCGUUCCCGGGGGUAUAUACACGGAUCUGAAGAGGAACGGCGUGAUCAGGGAGCCUUACUACGGCUUUAACGACGUGCGAUACGAAUGGGUCGGAAAGGAGAACUGGACAUUUUCAAGACGUUUUGACGUGCCUGAUGACUUGCUGAAACAAGAACGCGUGUCCCUCGUGGCUCACGGUAUCGACACUGUGUGCAGGGUGAAGCUCAACGGCGUCGUGUUAUUCGAUGCCGACAACAUGUACGUUCGGUACAUCACAGAUGUGAAGGAUGUCCUCCGGAGUGGAAACAACAUCAUCACGGUGAGCUGCGAGUCGCCGGUGCAGUACGCCCUGCGCAAACACGAGGAGCAGGUGCGUUCGUCAUACCCGGUGUACCCGCUGUGUCCGCCGUCGGUGCAGAACGGCCAGUGUCACGUCAACUACAUCCGCAAGAUGCCGUGCUCCUUCAGCUGGGACUGGGGCCCUUCUUUCCCUUCCACCGGAAUCUGGAAGCCGAUUGAAUUGCAAGGAUAUAAUGGCGUAAUUAUCCGGGACAUAUUGGUAGCUCCCUACCGUCCAGAAGAAGGAGACGAACGGAAAUCGGAUCGGAAAAGUAAAUCUUCGAAAUGGAUCCUAAACACGAGUGUGUUUUACGAUUCGUCCCUCAGUUUAGCGAGCAACGGAACUGCUUGGAUCAGCCUGGACGGAACGGCCCUUUAUAGCCAGCCAGUGACGCUAAAGACGCAUACAGCACGCGAUGCGAGGCUGGACUUUUCGAUUGUGAUACCCGACGGAAUAAAUAUUGAGUACUGGUGGCCGUCCGGCUAUGGUGACCAGAAAUUGUAUAACUUGAAUGUGACAAUUUCCGUCAACGGGCACGCAGCAGUGAAGGUUGCGAGGUUUGGUUUUCGAACAGUGGAGAUAAACCAAGAGUAUACCGGCACGAGGCCAGGUGGAACAGAGUUUUAUUUUGUGAUCAACGGUGUCGCAAUAUACGCCAAGGGAAGCAAUUGGAUACCAGCGGACAGCUUUCCCGAAAGAGCGUCAGAUGAAUACGUCCGAGACUUACUCCUUUCCACAAAGGAGGCCAACAUGAAUAUGCUUCGCGUGUGGGGCGGCGGCGUGUACGAGACGGACUACUUUUACGACCUGGCCGACGAACUGGGAAUAAUGAUCUGGCAGGACAUGAUGUUCGCCGUCAGCCUGUAUCCCGUGGGCGCUGAAUUUCUCCAGAACGUGGCCAUUGAAGUACAGCAGCAGGUACGACGUCUCCACCGACACCCAUCGGUCAUCGCCUGGGCGGCCAAUAACGAAAAUGAGCAAGCUAUUGCUUCCGCAUGGUGGCCACAGAUGUUCCUGAGAAUGCCCCAGUACCGGAGGGACUAUCGGAAGCUCUACAUCGAAACCAUGAAGCCCGUCAUUCAGAAGGAAGAUAGGUCGCGCCCUUUUCUCUCGUCGAGCCCAAGCAAUGGGAUAAUGACGUCAAAUACGACCUGGAUAUCCUCAAAUCCAAAUAGCGUAUACAACGGUGACAUGCACUACUACAAUUACAUGUCCAAUGCGUGGGAGCCGUCGACGUUCCCGAUCUCGCGGUUCGUGUCUGAGCAUGGCCUGCAAUCGUACCCUUCGAGGGACACCCUGCUACCCGUCAUGCCGAGCUCCAUGAUCAAAUACCCGUUCACCGUCCUCCUAAGGCACAGGCAACAUCAGCGCUUAGGAGACAUAUACGUGAAAUACGGAAUUACGGCACAUUUUAAGGUAAAUGGGCUCAUUCUGACAAGCAGGAUCAAAGACACGAGCAAGGCCUAUGACAUGAUGUCAUAUCUGAGCCAGAUCAACCAGGCGAUGGGCAUGCGGACCGCUGCCGAGACGUUUCGACGCUGGAGGAGUUUCAUUGGUCCGCACGGUGAAGGCCACAACAUGGGCUUCCUGUACUGGCAGCUGAACGACAUAUGGCAGGCACCGUCGUGGGCUUCCAUAGAAUACGGUGGACGGUGGAAGAUGGUGCACUACUUUGCGAAGAAGUUUUUCAGUCCCAUUAUAGUCUCUCCCUACAUCUUCCACUUGACUGGUAAAUUGACUGUGUUCGCCAUCAACGACAAUCUGACACCCGUCGAUGCGGCAGAGCUCUCAAUUACGCAGUACAAGUGGACUUCGUUCAGGCCGGUUGCUACAACUACAAUUAACGUGACGCUGGCUGAAGCCGCGUCGACUAGCGUGUACUCGAACAAGAUGCGAGAUCUAUGGAAGCAAGAUGUCUGCGACCAUACUACCUGCUUUCUUUGGUUCACGCUCACCGACCCUCUCAGCCGAUCUAGGCUGGCACCCGACACGUUCCUGCUUCUGGAAGAGCCGAAGAACCUUUUGCUGCCGCAAUCUUCGAUAAACGUGACGAACGUCAGCGGGCCUACGUCAUCUUCAUCGAUGCCAGGCUUCAAGGUCUUCAAUGUUCAACUGCAAGCGGACAACGUCGCCUUGUUUGUGUGGCUAAAUGCCCACAAUGUUAGCGGUCACUUCUCCGACAAUGCAUUCCUGCUGAAGGACCCGAAGACUACCGUGCAAUUUUACACACGCCAGAACGUUACCGCAACUGAGCUUGAGCAGAACCUUACAGUCAACUCGCUUACGGACUACUCAAACGUCUAACGCCAGCCUAAGCGUUUAAAAUAGGGGAGCGCAUUUACUUAGCUUGCCGAUGCAGUGCGCGGUGCACUUGAGUGUUCAGUCGUGUACAGAAGUUAUUACUCAUGGGCACUCAAGUGCAAUUGAAGUUGUUGGUGGGACUAAUUACUCGCGUGUCGUUAACGUGGACCUCGGGAACAUGCAUAUUUGUGCCUAGGAACGCUAAGUGCUACGUCAACAAAAGUUUUCUCAAGCGCAGCGACUUAGGUUGAUAACACGAUCGUAUUAAAAAGGUCUUUCAACUACAUGUCUUCCGUAUUCGUAACUCCUUCAUGUGGCCAGAGUUAUCCUCUAGCGGUUGCAGGAUGCCUAAAAUAGUGGUUAAACUGAUUUAGUUUCAUGCCUCAAAGUUUUCUUACAAGUAUAAAAUAUAGUACACACGGCUUACAGCACUGUCUAUUCACCUAUGCGUUCUGGUACGUGUGAAGUAAGUUGCGCCAGAUUGUUCAGAAAAAAAAAAUUAUUGACGUGCUGAAAGUCCUGCGAAAUCUUAAAAUCUGUUAUGAUGUUGUUCACUGAUGCAAAAUAGCAGCAACUAGAAUUGUAGCACGCAACAGAACUGAGUACGUUUACGAAUAGUAGGCCAAGUAUUGGCAGAACCCGCCGUGGGUGCUUAGUGGCUAUGGUGUUGGGCUGCUAAACACGAGGUCGCGGGAUCGAAUCCCGGCAACGGCGGCUGAAUUUCGAUGGGGGCGAAAUGCGAAGACAUCCGUGUACUUAGAUUUAGGUGCACGUUAAGCACUCCAGGUGGUUCAAAUUUCCGGAGUCCUCCACUACGGCAUACCUCAUAAUCAGAAAGUGGUUUUGGCACGUAAAACCCCAUAAUUUAAUUUAAUUUUUUAAGUAUUGACAGCGUAGGAUUAAAGUUGUCGCUAAGGAGAAUAAAACGUUCCCGUCGAGGGAUUAUUGUUAA